AUCGUUGACUUGCUGCUGGAGAACGCUCACAUUUGGCAAUUGAUUUCGGAUUCUUUCGACCCAGCUCUAAGAGCUGCCGCUUACAAUGGUCACGCUGACAUAGUGCGAGCUUUGCUUCUUGCUGGCGCUCGGGUCGACUCGCCUGCCGCAGAUGGCAGCACUGCACUAGCCUUCGCAAGCAGGAAAGGCCAUGUUGGCGUCAUUGAGGAGCUUCUUGAUUGGGAAGCAAUUGUGACAGUCGGCUGCAAAAUGUACAAUGGUUCAAUCUCGGUAGCCAUACAGGCCGGUAGCGCAGCAAUUGUCGAAAUACUUUUGCGGCGAGCCCAACCUACAAGUGCUCAG
Messenger RNA from Pseudocercospora fijiensis CIRAD86, 342 nucleotides. RefSeq lists its product as uncharacterized. Gene Ontology annotation, molecular function: protein binding. The record is from RefSeq and is a predicted model, not a curated record. The transcript has a single exon. Lineage: Eukaryota; Fungi; Ascomycota; Dothideomycetes; Mycosphaerellales; Mycosphaerellaceae. The annotation marks the transcript as partial.